Molecule: messenger RNA, 644 nt
Organism: Dimorphilus gyrociliatus
Lineage: Eukaryota; Metazoa; Annelida; Polychaeta; Dinophilidae
Source: the annotation of a GenBank genome assembly
GCGUUUUGUUACUACCUGUGCGCAUGCGCGUUACAAAAUAUAUUCGUUGUCUUUUUAGUUCGCUGUCCACUACAGGAAAAAGCAUUUUUGAAGAGAAUGGCCGAGCAAGAUCAAACUCCUAAAAAUGAAACUCCUCGAAAGCCUGAUCCAAUGGACGAUGUAAAUGAUAUAUCUCUUGAUGAUUUGCCCAGAGUUACCGGAACCCCUUUGAGCCAAUUCGCUGCUGAGUUGGAGGACUUUAAACCAACAAUACCCGACGCUGUUACAAAUUUCUAUUUAAAUAGAGCUGGUGUUAGUAUAAAUGAUCCUAGAAUAUUACGAUUAGUAUCUUUGGCUAGUCAAAAGUUUAUAACAGACGUUUGCAACGAUGCCUUACAAAAUUGUAAGGUUCGAAUUGGCAGUUCAAGUUCAAAGCAUAAAACGAAGGAGAAACGGUUCACCCUAACUUUAGAAGAUCUCUCUCCAGCAUUAUCCGAAAAUGGAAUUACCAUUAAGAAACCUCCAUACUAUACAUAACUUUUGAAAUUUUUCUUUUUUAAUGACUCUUUUUCUUUAAAAAAACAUUUCUAAGCUUGUACAGAAGAAAAUAUAUCAUCGCUUUGUCAUUUUUUAAAAGAAUAUAAAUAAUUGUAUUUUAUUAAUGA